Populus nigra (black poplar) is the source of this 1497-nucleotide messenger RNA. RefSeq lists its product as uncharacterized. The record is from RefSeq and is a predicted model, not a curated record. The transcript has a single exon. NCBI's taxonomy places the organism in Eukaryota, Viridiplantae, Streptophyta, Magnoliopsida, Malpighiales, Salicaceae. Bases 179 to 1258 code for a protein of 359 amino acids.
AUUUUUUAUGACCUCAUAAAGUCAACAAUCUCCGACCCUCCCUCCCUUCCCUCAUCCUUCCUAUUCCCUCUCCGCCUCUUCCUUAUAUUUAUCACUUCCUUAGCAAACACCAACCUGUCUGAUCUAUCUUCCUUAAACAAAUCCUUCGAAAACUCGAGAGCAAGUAUAGAAAGAAAACAUGUUAAAACUAGAAGUUGCAAUACCUGCGCCGGGCAUGGAUUUCGACUUCAACGAGGCUCGACCUUUGCCAUUCUUGAGUGCUCCAUCUACACCGAAACGGUUUGGGGAUUACACCUUGAGCGCCCCAACAAGUCCUUCACGAGCUGCCGAUUUUUAUAGUUAUUUCGACAGCUUGAUUGAUAGCAAUGAAGAAGGAACUGGGGUUCCUUUUCAUUGGGAAGACAGGCCUGGCACACCUAAAUCACCACGGGCAAACUUCAACACUAAUGGUGAAGAUGAUUUUGCUUUUGAUUUCAGUGCCGAAUUAGAAAACAAGUCACUCUCAGCAGAUGAACUUUUUGAUGGAGGCAAAAUCCGGCCCCUGAAGCUUCCUCCUAGAUUACAAGUCGAUGAUUCGACCCAGAGAAGCCCACUCUCCUCACCAAGAUCUCCAAUACAUAAAGGGAAAAAGAUGAUACGUGAAGCUUUUUCGCCGAGAAAAAAGAAAGAUUCAGAUCCAUUUGCAACUGCAGUUGAAAACACUCGCAAGAGAACAGAUAAAAAUGAAAGAGGGAGGGAGAGGGAGAGAGGUUCAGGGUUAACAUCCAGUUCAAGCCGCAGAGCAUCAAGAUCUCUGUCUCCAUAUAGAGUAUCUGAAUAUCCAUGGGAACAAGAUAAACAGCUACAGAAAUUCACCAACCAAUCAGCACCCAAUCCAAAAGCUUCAGUACCAUCUAAUUCUUCUUCUUCAAAGAGUUCUUCAAAGAAGUGGAGGCUGAGAGAUUUUUUCUUAUUUAGAAGUGCAUCUGAAGGACAUGCGCAUGAUAAGGAUUAUCUCAGAAAGUACUCAGGUUCAUUCAAAAAACAUGAAGAUGGCAAAGAUCCGAGUUUCCGGUCCACAGACAGUUCAGGUUCGGUGUCUUCAAAGAGGAAAGUACCAGUGUCAGCACAUGAGUUACAUUACACAGUGAAUAAAGCUGUAUCGGAGAAUAUGAAGAAGAAAACUUUCUUGCCCUACAAACAAGGCAUUUUUGGGAGAUUGGCUUUCAAUCCAGCUGCUCAUGCUCUUGCCAAUGGCUUUGGAACUCUUACGCGUUAAUCAAAACUUAUUUCUUCACCAGGAGUGCAAUAUUCCCUUUUUGUCAAUAAACUAAAUUGUUCCUAAAAGAGUAGGAUUUUCACAAGGAAAGUUCCUGCUGAAUUCUGAUCUUUCUUUCGUUGAUAUCUUCUUAGUUCUUACUGCUAUACAUCAAUUCUUUGUUUUUCUUUCAAUCUAUUUCAAUUGUAAAAGCAUGGUAAAUAUUGGAACCAUAGAGAAUCGAAAUCUCAUAUCUCUUA